Frieseomelitta varia is the source of this 384-nucleotide messenger RNA. RefSeq lists its product as uncharacterized. The record is from RefSeq and is a predicted model, not a curated record. Lineage: Eukaryota; Metazoa; Arthropoda; Insecta; Hymenoptera; Apidae. The coding region runs from base 1 to 384 and encodes 127 amino acids. The transcript is spliced from 2 exons.
AUGCUGGAUAAUUUAGAUUCAGUAGAAUGGAAUUUCAUUAUAACAAUAACAGAUGUCUUGAAACCUAUUAAAGAUGUUAUAGAAAAAAUGAGUGGUGAAACAUGUCCAACUGUCUCCCAAUAUUAUCCAAUGUAUUUCGCAUUAAUAAAUAUACUUCAGCCACAGCCAACAGCAACUACACUGGUAAGAGAUAUGAGCAAUAGUAUUAGCGAAGCAUUAAAGGAACGAUUCGAGCCUAUUGUACACAGUAAUAACCUGUACUUCAAUACCAUGUUAUUGGAUCCUCAUUUUAAAGAUUACUUAUUACCGACAAAAGAAAGACAUAAAACAAAUAUUAAGUGCAACUAUUUCAGAUAUUUACAAGGAAACAUCAAACUUAUAUAA